Messenger RNA from Saxophila tyrrhenica, 2568 nucleotides. RefSeq lists its product as uncharacterized. Lineage: Eukaryota; Fungi; Ascomycota; Dothideomycetes; Mycosphaerellales; Extremaceae. The record is from RefSeq and is a predicted model, not a curated record. Bases 1 to 2568 code for a protein of 855 amino acids. The transcript has a single exon.
AUGCCAACACCCCGGCCUGGAGCCACAGCAUCAUCGGAGGAACCAGCAAGACUUGUUGCGAGGCCAGCGGAAACAAAAUUCUCCCGCAGAGAGCCGCAAUCGAACACCGUGCCACCACAACUACUGCAGUCAGUGCCGCUCUGCGCACGACGCUGUCUCUCGAAUUACAUCAACCAGGACUACAAGUGCUCUGAAACUGGCGCGGCCUGCUUGUGUGAGCACUACAGCUCUCAAGGCUAUACACUCGGAGAACUUGCGUACAUCUGUCUGGAACAGGGAUGUGAGAAGCCGAAGCAAGCUGGAGCGCAGGCGGCGUAUUUCAUCUGCGCUGCAAUACCUGGAGCUGUAUCGCCGAAGCACGACGUUCUCACGGUUCCGCCGCCGACAACGACGAGACAACCAAACUCGAGAACUACGGCAAGGGCAACCUCGACAGGGCAGGAAACGGAGGCUGCACCUCCGCAUACAACAUCAUCUCCUACAUCAGGAGGAGGCGUUGCAGGCCCUUCGCCGAGCAGAAGGACCAAAACUCAUGGACCGUCGGUGCCUUCGUCCACAGCAGUACCUGGGACACCGCCUCCAGCUCCAGCACUAUCCGAAGCAUCGAGCGAGCAGCUGCCCUCAACAAACCUCUCUCAUGCCGAAGCGGCGGGCAUCUCGAUCGGUGCAAUGGGCGCCAUAGCGCUCAUCAUUGCGGCAAUCUACCUCUGUAUCUGGUUCCGCAGGCGAAGGGUGAAGUGCAGCGACGACAGCAACGACUACGACUUUGUGGACCAAGCACCGCCUCGCUUCUCGCCCUUCAACUACGGCCAUGCGGAUCCUCGAGGCCCGCUUGGCGGCUUUGAGAAGCGCAGAGCUGAGUUGGGGGUCGAAAAGCCUUGGACCAAGUGGCCCGGCGUGCGAAUGUCGUACGACGACUAUGUUGCUCAGUACAACGAGAAGAGUCCGAGCAUUACGCCGCCGGAGAGCCGUACGGUUAGCAAUACCAAGGUGAACAUGGCAAUACCUCUGCCGGAGAAGCCUCUACCGGCUGUGACGCGAGGCUUACCGAAGUCUCCUGCGCCCAGUCGAAAUACGGCGAUUACUGUGUUUGAGGAGGACAGAACUCCUCGGCCGCCGGACGUGACUACGGUGCCAGCGGUACCAAGGAAGCCUCUUCCAAACGGACCGCCGCCUGGUAUAGCGGUGCAUUAUCCAUCGCCUCGCACGGCCCAACAGCGGUUGCACCAGCCCGCUGCUGCUCCCACGCGACCACAACCACAACCGCAAUCACAACUACAACCGCCCAAUCGGCCACGCCAGCCUUCUCUAUCGCUGCAGAUACCUCGACAGGCCACGCGAGCUGCCCAGCUCUCUUCUGCUAACGAUUUUCCUAUGCCUCCUGCCUAUCCGAAUAUCAGCGCCUGGAUCCAGCCUCCUGCAGCUCCCGCCAACUCUGCCAGGACUUCCACAAACAGCGUUCUAGAUUACUACGCCAGUCCGGUACCAGAUGAGCCUGCUGGCAGCUACUACGACACUUCUCCAGAUAUCGAUCUGCCAACGCCUGUCCAGCUUGAAGCACGCCGACGGCGUCAAGAACGCCCUAUAGGUCCAGCAGUGACUGUCACGAAACCUGCAUAUCUUCCUGCCCGACCUUCCCGGAUGAACUCCGCUGGCAGCGAUACAUCGUUCGAGAGCAUGAAUGGAGACGAGCCCACGCCGCCGGAUGAGGAACAGAUGGAGGCGCCGCAGUUGACGCCGGUGCAGGAGUCACCUGGGAAGAGAUCGCCUCUGGCAGGGUUGAGGUAUCCGAAGGUGCCGCGGAGUUCGAAUCAGAGCGUGCCGCGUUCGCCUGCGCCGAAGUCAUCGCCGCGUCCUGCUACGAACGCAUCGCCAACGCCUCGACCGACGCCAAAGGUGCAGAUUCCGCGACGUGAUGAUCGCGUGGUGCUACCGAGCCUCAACAACGUACACGGUCCAGCAAAUCCACCGAGACCCCAGGUCCGACCGCCGGUGACGCCGAAGCAGACCACUACCGCCGCAUCGAAUGCUUCACUAUCCGGCUCCACACUUGCGGCCAAGCGUCGAGGCGAUAGCGCAGCACAAGACCUAGAGCGAAAACUUCACGUCACCGACUCCGCGUACGCGCAUCCGCCGACAGGAAGCAGCUACGCCACCACGCAGUCUUCCGAACCCGACAGCGGCAAGAGCCUCCAGAGCCGAAGUACACAGACCACCGCCUCACCACUCAAAGGCUACGGGCGCAUCGCCGGCGGCGGGGUGGGUAGAGUGCGUCCUCCGCCUCCACCCCAGCAAGCAGGACUGGGUUUGCAAAACACUUCAUCGAACUCAGACUCUAGCUACAGCGGCUCUGAACCGCGGCAGCCGCAGGGGAGAAACGCGACGUAUCCGGGCUUGCCUCGCCAUCCGAGAGCGCUCGUGGACGAUGCUUCGAAGAACGAGGCGGCAGGGAGGGAGAAGCAGGUGAGCGGGCAGUGGGAGCCGAAGUUGACGCCAAGUCGGAGGGGGGAGGAUUUGUUUCUGGAUGUCGGGGUUGCGACGCCGAGGAGUGAUGUCUUUCGGCGGUGA